Molecule: messenger RNA, 1227 nt
Organism: Prunus avium (sweet cherry)
Lineage: Eukaryota; Viridiplantae; Streptophyta; Magnoliopsida; Rosales; Rosaceae
Source: RefSeq, a predicted model, not a curated record
AAAUAAUAUAUCUCGAUUACAGAGGUGGCCAAAUCAUCCACCCAAACUGUUAGUUCCACAGGUAGUAGAAAGAGCUCUAGGCCUGCCUGAAAAUAAUAUCUUAUACCAAGGAGGAGCCAUGUCAGCCAACGAUUCAACUCAAGAACCUAAGUCGGAGUUUAAAUCACAUAUUGAGGAUGGCGACUCGACAGAAACUAGACUUAUAGCGCAUGAUGGUUCGACAGAAAUUGAACUUACAGCGAAGAUUGUUGAGGUUCCUCAGGUGUCUCAUACUAAAUCACAUGCUUGGCCUCAUGGAUUUAUACCGUCCUUACAAGAUCAUUUUAAGCCUCCACAAGAUGGUCCGAUACAAGUAGAAGAGGGGGGGCUCAAGGAUGUUCCGGCUCCACGCAUCCAUACAAGUAACAACGAUCCAGUUGACAAUAUUGAGUUUAAAUCACAUAUUGGGCGUGGCGAUAGAUGUAUAGCGCAUGAUGGUUCGAUACGUAUGCAGACUGCUCCAGCCGACGCGCAUUUUAAGCCUCCACAAGAUGGUCCGAUACAAGUAGAAGAGGGGGGGCGAAAGGAUGUUCCGGCUCCACGCGUCCAUACAAGUAACAGCGAUCCAGUUGCAAAAUUAAUAGAAAGUAUAUACAGUGUCCCAAAGAGCUUUCGUAAAGGAAAUAAAGAGGAACCGAGAAUUGGAAAUUCGAGUGAUUUAGUGGCGAUUGCCAUACAGGAAUGUAUCCGACGCACGCCUGAUCUGUCGCCUGAGUGUUGCAUCUACAAAGUCCCGGAGUGAUUUCUCAAAGGGAAUGAAGAAUUCUACAAACCUCGUGUAGUCGGAAUCGGACCUUAUCACUUCAAAGAUCCAAGCUAUGUCAAGCCCAAAUACGUGGAUGCCUUUUUCCACCGGAACAAGCUCAACUUGGACGAUUGUCUUGGAUUAGUGAGAAAAUGGGAGGCAAAAGCAAGGAGCUAUUAUGUGGAGCAUAUUGAACUAAGUAGUGAUGAAUUUACUUUUAUCAUGCUGAUGGAUGCAACUUUUGUUUUGGAACUCAUGCUUAGGCAUCACUUUUCUGGAUACAUAGAUAAUUGUGAUCAGAUAUUUCACAAGCCGAGGAUGAUUGAAGACGUUUACCACGACAUCUUGUUGAUAGAAAAUCAACUUCCUUUCUUCGUGCUCGAGGGUUUGUAUUUGUACAAGCAACUUGGUAUGAGUAGUCUCUCUCUAGGAGAUCAUCAUCU